This is a messenger RNA of Pelobates fuscus (common spadefoot toad), 4351 nucleotides long. RefSeq names its product mitogen-activated protein kinase kinase kinase 10 (gene MAP3K10). Gene Ontology annotation, molecular function: protein binding; ATP binding; MAP kinase kinase kinase activity. The transcript has 12 exons. Gene Ontology annotation, biological process: signal transduction; protein phosphorylation. The coding region runs from base 547 to 3519 and encodes 990 amino acids. Gene Ontology annotation, cellular component: cytoplasm. NCBI's taxonomy places the organism in Eukaryota, Metazoa, Chordata, Amphibia, Anura, Pelobatidae. The record is from RefSeq and is a predicted model, not a curated record.
CCAGCAUGCACCGGGGCAGAGGCAGGGAGGGCUGUGCAUUAGUGCUGCCUGGAACAGCUGACAGCAGCUUGGGCAGCCACUCUGUGUGUAUACAGACUGCAUCAGGGACAUCGCCAGCACCCAUGAUCCCCAGUGUUCCCUCGGGUUCCACUGAUCUGGAGUGCAAUAGAAUGGAGUCAGAGCCAGCAGAGAUGGCCCCAACGUGUGUGGAAUUAACAGUGCACUCUACAAGAUGCUUACAGACAUCAUAAAUUUGGUGUACAUGCGGUUCUCCUCGCUGUUACGAUUUCAAGGCUGUGAUGUGUCAUUGUCCCACAGUCUCCUUUGCUCAUCAGAAAUACCAUUGAGACCCGACUUGGCCAACGACAAAUGGGUUAUGAGUUAUGGAGGGAGUUUUUGGACUAAUCGAGGUCGGCCUUAGGGAUAAUUGGCCCUGGAAUCUCAUGGCGAGGUCUAUAAUAGCACUAUAUGCCUUGUAUAGUCCAACUUUCCCUAUGAACAUGGUCUGAAAUACACUUUACUGCUGUUUGAAAGUCCAUUCCAAAGAUGGAUGGUGUAAGGAAACCCGAAGCUUUGUGGUCAAACUCUAAAGACUUUAAGGAAAAUGGCAUCUGGGAUGACACGCAAAGUUAUGGAGUCUCUAACCCUCUGUGGACAGCUGUGUUUGAUUAUGAGGCCACGGCAGAAGAGGAACUGACCUUACGGAGGGGGGAUCUGGUAGAGAUACUGUCUAAGGAUUCUACGGUCUCAGGGGAUGAAGGGUGGUGGACAGGAAGGGUCCGAGACAAAGUGGGCAUUUUUCCAAGCAAUUAUGUGGUAAGCAACCCUAAGUACACCACCAUCAGGGGAUCUCCAAGAGAAUGCCCCCACCCACUGGAGAUUGCCUUCGAGGAGUUGCAGUUAGAAGAGAUCAUUGGGGUGGGGGGGUUUGGGAAGGUCUACAAGGGAGUGUGGAAACAGGAGGAAGUAGCGGUGAAAGCCGUCCGGCACGAUCCUGACGAAGACAUUAAUGUGACGGCCGAAAAUGUCCGACAGGAAGCCAAACUCUUCUGCAUGUUGAAUCAUCGUAAUAUCAUAGCGCUAAAGGGUGUGUGCCUGAAACCCCCCCACCUCUGCCUAGUCAUGGAAUACGCAAGGGGUGGACCAUUACACCGGGCCCUUGCGGGAAAGAAAGUUCCAGCUCAUGUGUUGGUCAACUGGGCCGUUCAGGUAGCUCGUGGAAUGAAGUACCUUCACAGUGACGUCAUCGUACCCAUCAUUCAUCGCGAUCUGAAAUCCAGCAACAUAUUGAUCUUGGAAAAAAUUGAAAAUGAUGAUUUAUUUAACAAGACAUUGAAGAUCACAGAUUUUGGGCUGGCGAGAGAGUGGCAGAAGACGACCAAGAUGAGUGCAGCGGGCACCUACGCAUGGAUGGCCCCAGAAGUUAUCCGACUAUCGCUCUUUUCAAAGAGCAGCGAUGUGUGGAGUUUUGGAGUUCUGUUGUGGGAGUUGCUCACUGGAGAGGUGCCAUAUCGGGAGAUCGAUGCUCUCGCCGUAGCGUACGGAGUGGCUAUGAACAAGUUGACACUACCGAUCCCAUCCACGUGUCCCGAGCCCUUUGUACGGAUCUUGGAAGCUUGCUGGAACCCCGAUGCUCACAGCCGCCCAUCCUUCUCCUGUAUCUUGGAGCAGCUGAUCACCAUUGAACAGUCUGCAAUGUUCCAGAUGCCACUGGAGUCCUUCCAUUCUCUGCAGGAGGACUGGAGGCUGGAGAUCCAGCAGAUGUUCGAUGAAUUGAGGACAAAAGAGAAGGAGCUGCGCAGUCGGGAAGAGGAGCUUGUACGAGCUGCUGAGGAGCAGAGGAACCUGGAGGAGAUGUUGAGGAGGAGGGAGCAGGAGCUGGCUGAGAGAGAGAUCGAUAUUGUGGAGCGGGAGCUGAAUAUAAUUAUGUACCAAAUGUAUCAGGAGAAGCCUAAAGUGAAGAAACGGAAGGGCAACUUCAAAAAGAGCCGCUUAAAGCACAAGGAUGGAAAUCGCAUCAGCUUACCCUCAGGUUUUGAACAUAAAAUAACGGUACAGGCAUCCCCAACCUUGGACAAGUGCAAAGGUCAAGGGACGAGUAACUGCAGCCCCCCAGGAAGUCCUCUCCUAAUCCCACGGCUUCGAGCCAUCCGAUUGACCCCAGUGGAUGGCAGUAAGACAUGGGGACGUAGCUCCAUCGUCAAAAAAGAGGAGGUGACUUCCAACAAGAAGAAAGGCCGGACGUGGGGCCCCAGCUCUACUCAGCCCAAGGAGCGAGCUGGUGGUGAAGAGAGGUUGAAGUCCUUGGGAGAAGGCAGCAAGCAGUGGUCUAGCAGUGCACCAAACCUUGGAAAAUCCCCCAAGCAUACCCCCAUUAGUGCGGGCUUUGCCAGCCUCACCGAAAUGGAGGAAUACACCGAUUCCGAUGGUUCUGUUCCCCAAUCUCCAUAUUCGACUCCAUCCUACCUCUCGCUGCCUCUCCAGUCCGAUGGGAAAAACCACACGGAGGACACGGGACUCUGCGCAUCCUCGGCGUCUGACAGCCCUAAACGUGGAUCCCGCAGGAAGAGUGAGCUGGUUUUACUGGGGUGUGCAUCACUUUUGGCUGCUGUCGCCCUAGGAAACGACCUGUCGGAACUGGUGCCACAGGAAGAGAAAAGAAAGGGCAUCUUCCAGUGGGGAGGGAAAGGUCCUAGGAAGGGAUCCAGCUCGCCCAGCCGAACCUUAAAUAAAGGAGAAGAAGCAGUUAUUCCACCCACCUCGGUGACUCUCAUCUCAUUGUCUUCCCUCUCGGACUGCAAUUCCACCCGAUCCCUGAUUCGCUCGGACAGUGAAGAUACCGGUUUGGGGACAGACAAUACGCCCAGCAGGCAUGGUGGAUCAGAGAAGGACAGAGGCAGUCAAGGCAGCUCUGGAUAUAACCCACUGGUAGACUACAAGGUGGAAAGCUUCAAGAAAGACCCACGGCAGUCUCUGACUCCUACCCAUGUUACUGCGGCCAGAGCCAACUCCACCGUCAGCAAAGGCCACAGACGGACUCCAUCUGAUGGGGCCAUAAGGCAGGUGACGCCAGGCCACAAACGUUCUCCUUCAGAUGGCAGUACCCCUCAGCUCUGUGACACAGGUUCCAAAGAUUCCUCUCCCUUUCCUCGUCUACCAGAUCCCCACUUUGUGUUUCCACCCCCAUCCCGACGUAAGCCAACCGACAAGGACUUGGCUGUAGAAAGACCGACCACCCUUGAAUUUGCUCCUAGACCUCGUCCAUCCGCCAGCCGACCUCGACUGGACCCCUGGAGAUUUGUCUCCAUCUCAAGGACACAGAGUUCCUCCACUCCGAGUAGUGGUGGGGAUGAGCCCACCAGCGGGUCUACAGACGGCAUGCAGGUGGGGGGAACAGAGGAGACCUUGCUUGACAUGGAAGUGGAAGGGCAGAGCCUGGACAGCACUGUACCCCUUUGUGGAGUGGGGAUAGGGCCUCAGACUGACCCUUGUUAUAAUAUGGAUACAGACGUGUCUUAAUAUCAGUGACUGCUGACAUGGAGUAUUACAAGGCCGCCAUUUUCACAGCGAGAAGGGGGUCUUAAUGAAUGUAUUUUGUGGUUGAAAAACAACGGGUAUAACUAGCAAUUAUUUAGGUGAUCUAAAAGCUGCAGGGACCCUAUGGACCAAGACUGAUAAACUUCAGCUUUACAAUUGCUGCUGGACUGCAAAUCUCAUCACCAUCAAUCAGCUUCCAACAGCUGGUGGACUGUAGGGCCCGGCCGCGUGCGGCUCCAUACGCACCGUGUGGGAUUCUAAUGGCUCCCUUAAUUUAACUACAUGUAACUGUCUGACAGAGAGGGACAGGACCUCUCACUCCAGCUAUUCAACGGGUCAGGAGGGAGGGGGGCAGUAAUAAUCUGCAUGAGACAGAUCUAUUAAUAAAGUAUGUCGCCACUCUCAGUGUUAAUAUUAAAUCUCGAUAUUAGAUGCAGACCCAGCUGUCAAUAAAUAAAUCUGGAUCAUGUAUUCCGUUCGUAUAAGUAUCGAUGAACAGGUGACGUCUAGUAAAUAAUAAUCACAAUCAAUUUUCGAAGAAAAAGCAAAAUGUAUUUAUGACCAAGUAUCAUUAUACAUAAACAGAGAUCCAACAAUUAGUCUCCAAACAUGGGAAGAAUAAAUGCGAUAUUAAGGCUUUGUCACAGUCAUUCAUUUUUCCUUCCACUGAAGAUCUUACUGCAUUCAUCUUCUUUUGGAUAAAGAGUAGCAUUAAACCGGUAUUUGUGUAACCCGAUUGCCCUACGCUAGACAUGGUGCUGGACUUGGCUCCUGUCCUAAAAGAUUGGCCGCCUACGAUUGUGCUUUGUCUAAU